Messenger RNA from Phyllostomus discolor (pale spear-nosed bat), 489 nucleotides. RefSeq names its product prothymosin alpha-like. Bases 112 to 444 code for a protein of 110 amino acids. Gene Ontology annotation, molecular function: histone binding. Gene Ontology annotation, cellular component: nucleus. Gene Ontology annotation, biological process: negative regulation of apoptotic process; positive regulation of transcription by RNA polymerase II. The record is from RefSeq and is a predicted model, not a curated record. The transcript has a single exon. NCBI's taxonomy places the organism in Eukaryota, Metazoa, Chordata, Mammalia, Chiroptera, Phyllostomidae.
UGCAGCACACCUCCUCAGUCGCCGGGGACUCCGGCAGCAUUUUUGCCAGAGUCCUCGAACUCUCGCUUUUUUUUUUUUAAUCGGCUGCAUAGGAUCACCGGUGUGCCCACCAUGUCAGACGCGGCCGUGGAUACCAGCUCCGAGAUCACCACCAAGGACUUAAAGGAGAAGAAGGAAGUUGUGGAGGAGGCAGAGAGUGGAAGAGAUGCACCUGCUAAUGGCAACGCUAAUGAGGAAAAUGAGGAGCAGGAGGCUGACAAUGAGGUAGAUGAAGAAGAGGAAGAAGGAGGGGAGGAGGAGGGAGAAGAGGAGGAAGGUGAUGGCGAGGAGGAGGAUGGAGAUGAAGAUGAGGAGGCUGAGGCAGCUACGGGCAAACGGGCAGCUGAAGAUGAUGAGGAUGACGAUGUUGACACCAAGAAGCAGAAGACCGAUGAGGAUGACUAGACAGCAAAAAAGGAAAAGUUAAACUUAAAAAAGGCCGCCGUGACC